AUGUUUCCUCUGAGCGUGUUCACCGCCCAAACUGCAGGUGGCGCUGCAGGCCGCCCUGCUAUCUGCCUGCUCUUAGGUCCACGUCAUUCAGCAGCUCUUUCAUUCAGCUUGUGCCACGACGCUCACCGCUUUGCUCCUAGAGAAACACUGAAGUCUGAAGCUUCCUCCGGUCUGGCCGCCAUGCUCCGGGUGUUUGUGCUGCUGGCUGUCCUUGCGCUGGGUGCUGGAGAGGAGGGCGCGCGGCUCCUGGCUUCCAAGUCGCUGCUGAACCGCUACGCGGUGGAGGGCCGAGACCUCACCCUGCAGUACAACAUCUACAAUGUGGGCUCCAGUGCUGCCCUGGAGGUGGAGCUUUCUGAUGACUCCUUUCCUCCCGAGGACUUUGGGAUUGUAUCGGGGAUGCUGAAUGUGAAGUGGGACAGGAUUGCUCCAGCGAGCAACGUGUCUCAUACGGUGGUGUUGCGCCCCCUGAAGGCCGGGUACUUUAACUUCACCUCUGCCUCCGUCAGCUACGUGGCCCAGGAAGGAGGGCAGGUUGUGGUGGGCUACACCAGCGCCCCCGGCCAGGGCGGCAUCCUGGCUCAGAGGGAGUUUGACCGGCGCUUCUCCCCACAUUAUCUGGACUGGGCUGCGUUUGGGGUGAUGACUCUGCCUUCCAUCGGGAUUCCUCUGCUCCUCUGGUACUCCAGUAAGAGGAAAUAUGACUCUCCAAAAACCAAGAAGAACUAAGGACUGGUUCCCGGGGGGUGGGGGGGGACUCGAAGUAAAGGUGGUGAUGGACAGUUACCAGGAAAAAACGAUCCGAGGAGUGGAAAUACGUCUACGGUUAGAUGGUCUGGAUGGAAGAACUUGGGUUUCUACUUUUCCACUGAUGUAAAAUCAUGUAAUUGUUAUGAAUUUAAUGUAAUAAUUCUGUUCAAUUACAAUAAUUUGUUUUUUUUUUAUCUUCCGUUUCCGUUUACUGGAACAACAAAAUAAGAGACUUUAAUUUUUGCAGGAUCACAGUCGGAUGUCAGAGCUGCUGGCUUUCUUUCCUGCAGCUUUUAGUGAGAAACGAUGCAAACGCUGGAAGGAUCAUUUAUGGUCCUGAAGGCUCAGGCAGGCAGAGGCCUGCUGGAUUUAGUUUAUUCUGAAAGAUGGGGGAAUAACGCUUUUCUUUUUUUUUUUAAACUUUAACAAAUAAACUGAUAAUUGGA
Molecule: messenger RNA, 1196 nt
Organism: Cyprinodon tularosa
Lineage: Eukaryota; Metazoa; Chordata; Actinopteri; Cyprinodontiformes; Cyprinodontidae
Gene: ssr2
Product: signal sequence receptor, beta
Exons: 6
Coding region: 1-729 (242 amino acids)
Cellular component (GO): endoplasmic reticulum
Source: RefSeq, a predicted model, not a curated record